AUGGCUGCCUUAAACCACACUGGUGUUAGCCACACGGUCUUCUGCUUACAGGAUCAGCACAUGUGGAUUUCCAUCCCCUUCCUUAUUUCCUAUGUCGUCGCCCUGCUUGGAAACAGCCUGCUCAUCGGCAUUAUCCUCACAAGGCGCAGCCUCCAGGAACCCAUGUACCUCUUCCUCUACAUGCUGGCUGGAGCAGACCUUGUCCUCCCCUCAUGCACCGUACCUCAGGCAUUGGCCAUCUUCUGGUUCCAUGCUGGGGAGAUCUCCCUGGAUUGCUGUAUCACUCAGGUAUUCUUUCUCUCUUUCACUUUUGUUUCUGAGUCAGGGAUCUUGGUGGUGAUGGCAUUUGACUGCUACAUUGCCAUAUGCUACCUAUUGAGAUACACCACUAUUCUUACACCUGCUCUGAUUGGGAAAAUUGGUGUGACCCUCUGUCUGAGAAGUUACUGUAUUGUUUUCCCCAUAAUAUUUCUUCUGAGAAGAUUGACUUUCUGCAAAAGUAACAUCCUCCCAAACACAACUUGUAAGCACAUUAUCUUGGCCCAUGCUUCCUGUAAUGACAUUCGAGUGAACAUCUGGUAUGGGAUUUUUGUCCUAGUAUCAACAGUGGUCUUAGAUAUUGUGCUAAUUUUUAUUUCGUAUGUGCUGAUUCUCCGUGCUGUUUUCCGCAUCCCAUCCCGAGCUGCACGCCAUAAAGCUCUCAAUACUUGUGGUUCCCAUAUCUGUGUCAUUGUCCUCUUUUAUGCACCUGGCAUCUUCUCUGUCCUCACUCAGCGAUUUGGACAUCAUAUCUCACCCCAUGUCCAUGUCCUCCUGGCCAGUGCCUAUAAUCUGGCUCCACCUAUGAUGAAUCCCAUCAUUUAUGGAAUCAAGACCAAACAGAUCCGGGACCAGGUGGCUCAUGUAUUGUUUACAAUGCAGAAAGGAAUGUGA
Mustela lutreola (European mink) is the source of this 933-nucleotide messenger RNA. RefSeq names its product olfactory receptor 52B4-like. The record is from RefSeq and is a predicted model, not a curated record. Gene Ontology annotation, cellular component: membrane. Gene Ontology annotation, biological process: G protein-coupled receptor signaling pathway. Gene Ontology annotation, molecular function: G protein-coupled receptor activity; olfactory receptor activity. NCBI's taxonomy places the organism in Eukaryota, Metazoa, Chordata, Mammalia, Carnivora, Mustelidae.